Molecule: messenger RNA, 12622 nt
Organism: Malaclemys terrapin pileata
Lineage: Eukaryota; Metazoa; Chordata; Testudines; Emydidae
Product: zinc finger protein 420-like
Exons: 5
Coding region: 251-2788 (845 amino acids)
Biological process (GO): regulation of cytokine production; regulation of immune system process; negative regulation of transcription by RNA polymerase II
Source: RefSeq, a predicted model, not a curated record
GCCGGGAGCCCAGGUUGUGCCGCUGCUGCUCCUCAGCGGGGUCUGUGGGGGGACAGACCUGCACUAACCCCCUUCUGUGCCCAGCCGGGGGGACUUUCUCCGGUGGCUGCAACCAGCCCCUGGGGCAGCCCCGGGCUCUGCCGAUACCAGCCCCUGAGCCGGAGCCUGCAGGAGCUGGUGACCUUUGAGGAGGCGGCUGUGUAUUCCACCGAGGGGCACGUCUCACCGCAGGGCCCCCUGCAGGUUCGCCAUGCAGGAGAACUACGAGAACGUGAUCUCGCUGGCGGAGGAGAUUGCGAUAAGCUGGCCCCGGAUAACCGCUUUUGCCGAGUCCCACAGGAGGAGAGGAUUGGUAUCCGGUAUAGAGAUGGAGUCAGAGCAGGGCCAGCUGGAGCCAGCCCAGGUGCAGAACUCAGCCACGGCUGGGCCCAGCGAAGGAGGGAUGACCCCUGACUUGCGUCGGCAGCUGGGUCUCAUCCUGCAGACCGCCGGCCGGAGCCAGGUGGAGAAGAUGCUGCGGGAGCUGGUGAGGGAGCAGAGCCAGGAGGGCAAACGCAAGGCUCGCAAGAAAGCCACAAGGAGUGCCAAGGAUGGAGCAGGUGACGGGGCGCCAAGUGACAAUGAGGAGGCGACCCCCCCCCAGGAAGGUUCUGAGAAGGCGGAGUCACCCGAGGCCUUGCCAGGAAAAACCGAGGGCCCCGAUCAGGGUAAAGCCAGCGGGAGCCAGUGCCGGUCGGAAGGGCAGCCACCGCAGCAGAAGAGCCCCACGCCGGGGAAGCAAGAGGGCAAAGCCACUCGCCGCACCAGCCUCAAGAAGGGGAAAGAGCCCCCACUGUCGCAGCAGCAGCAGCAGCGGGGGGCAGGCGUCUGUACCGAGUGUGGGAAGGACUAUGGCUGCGGGCGGGCAGCGCAGCGGGUGCAGACACCGGAGAAGCCUCACCAGUGCGGGGAGUGUGGGCGCUGCUUCCGCCAGCGCUCCAUCCUGGCCAAGCACCAGAAGAUCCACACGGGGGAGAAGCCCUACCGCUGUGACGACUGUGGCAAGUGCUUUAGCCGCGGCUCCAACCUGACACAGCACCAGCGCAUCCACACCGGCGAGCGCCCCUUCCAUUGCAGCGACUGCGGCAAGAGCUUCAUCCAGAAGUCGGACCUGGAGCGGCACCAGCGUGUCCACACCGGCGAGCGCCCCUAUCAGUGCGGCCAGUGUGGCAAGUGCUUCAGUGUCAGUUCCCACCUGGACCGGCACCGGCGCACCCACCUGGGGGAACAGCGCCGCCACCAUGCCUGCGGAGGAAGCAAGGGCUGCGGCGGCGGCCCGGCAGCCCGUCACCGGGCCUGCCAGGCUGAGGAGGAGGACGAGGAGGAGGCGGUGGCUGCCCACCAGUGUCCCGAGUGUGGGAAGUGCUUUGCCCAGCGGGCCUCACUCUCCAAGCACCGCAAGACCCACAGCGGCGAGCGGCCCUACCAGUGCGGUGACUGCGGCAAGCGCUUCAGCCGCAGCUCCAACCUGACCCAGCACCAGCGCAUCCACACCGGCGAGCGCCCCUUCCAGUGUGGCGACUGCGGCAAGCGCUUCAUCCAGCGCUCCGACCUGGAGCGGCACCAGCGCGUCCACACUGGCGAGCGGCCUUACACCUGCCCCGACUGCGGCAAGAGUUUCAGCGUCAGUUCCCACCUGGACCGGCACCAGAAGAUCCAUGCUGCUGAGCAGGCCUCCUACCGCUGCCCCGAGCACCUCAAGGGCUUCCUGGCCGCCCACCAGCACGGCAAACUCUUCAAGUGCUCUGACUGUGGACGCUGCUUCAGCCAGAGCGCGGCGCUGAUCAAGCACCAGCGGGUGCACGCCAGCGAGAGGCCCCACCAGUGCACGGACUGCGGGAAGAGCUAUGUGGCCUGCGGCGCUGGCCCCAAGGCCCAGGCGGCGGCUGGAGGGAAGCCCCACAAAUGCACCGACUGCGGAAAGAGUCUGGGCGGCAUCUCGCCCUCUGUGCUGCACCCCAGGCUGCGCGCCCAGCAGUGCAUGGACUGCGGGAAGAGCCUGGCAGCAGGGAAGCCCCCACCACCACCGGCGGAGAAGCCAUUCAAGUGCACGGACUGUGGGAAGGGCUUCGGGCAGCGCUCGGCCCUGGUGAAACACCAGCGGAUCCACACGGGUGAGAAGCCCUACGCCUGCCCUGACUGUGGCAAGGGCUUCAUCCAGAAGUCGGACCUGACCAUCCACCGGCGCAUGCACACCGGGGAGAAGCCCUACCGCUGCCCCGAGUGCGGGAAGUGCUUCAGCGUCAGCUCCAACCUCAUCACCCACCAGCGCACUCACCUGGGCGAGAAGCCCUACCAGUGCUCCGAGUGUGGCAAGAGCUUCAUCCAGCGCUCAGAGCUCACCAUCCACCAGCGCGUGCACACUGGCGAGAAGCCCUACAAGUGCCCCGAGUGCGGGAAGUGUUUCAGCCGUAGCUCCCACCUCAACCGGCAUCAGCGCACCCACGCCGGCGACAAGCCCUCGCUGCUCUCCGCCACCAAGAACUCCGUCGCUGCCACCAGCAACCCCCUGCAGGCCUCCUCUGCCUUCUCCUCUGCCUCCUUCUCCUCCCCGCUGGGCACCUCCUCUGCCCCCCUCCCCACCCUACCCUCUUUCCCUUCCUCGCCCUCACCCAUCUCCAUCCCCGCCCUCUCCAAUAACCCACUGGAUCUGCCCUGGGCCCUGUCCUUCCCAUCCCGUGCCUUCCCCCACCCUUCCUUCCCCUCGCCUGCUCCGUCCGGGGCCCCGGCCUCAUCACUGAUAAACUAACCGCCCCCCGCAGCCUCUCUGUUCCCCCUCGCUCCCCCUAAUUCUUGCCUGCCUCCCUCCUUACUCCCCAUGAAUCUUGCCUCUCCCCCUCCAAUCUCCCACUGGGCACCACAUAAUCUCAACUCUCUCCCCCCGGUACCCCAUGAAUCUCACCUUUCUCUCCAACACCCCCACUGUCUCCCCAACCCUCCCCUCCCCCCCCAAUCCCCACCAGCACUGCCAAAUCUCUUGCAGUUUCAUGGUGAGUCUCGUGAUAUUUGGCAUUUUCCCUAAAGCCUCAGUUCCUGGAGCCAGGGGAUUUUCAUGAGAAUCUCAGCUUCGAAAAUUUCUCGUCCUGGUUGCAGAGAAAGGCAGGAAAACAUGAUCCCUGGUGGCUCAGACACCAGAAGGCAAAUAAUCCCAAUGCUGAAUUUAGUAUUUUUAAGCCAAAUUCCUGAUUGUUUGGGGGCCUGCGAAGGCAUGGGGCUGGUGAUACUGCUAUGGCUAUGAAGCUGGUCUUGUCUUUCUCCUUUCCCCAGUCCUUCUCUUCCUUCGGCAUUCACGCCAUCCACCUCCUCUCUCCUUACCAUCCUUUUGGCCUUUCCCCCGGACACUCCUGGUUCCUCCACCUCUCCCUUUCGUGUCCCCAGUGCCUGUACCAGUGGCCCCUCUGAUUCUGCCGCACAACAUCCUCAUUCAGCUCUGCAGCACUGGACCAGAUCCCCUUCCUGGCUCGUCACCAGCUUUUGCCCAUCUCUGGGCAAGGCGGUUGCUGAGCCCUCUCCAUCUCUGAUCCUCUCUGUCUUCACUCUGUGUGAUCCCCACAGGGAUCACUGUGCUGUUGUAAAAGAAAUCUUAGGAGGCCCAGACCUGAAGGGAAAGGCAGAUAGGCCGAGACUGAAAGCAUCCUGUGCUGAGAGCAGCAGCAAAGUCCCAUGCUCCUCCGGUGAGUGGAAUGAACAAUUCAAUCCCUACCCUGCAGAGUUCAAGUGUCCAGAGACACAACAGCCUAGCAAGCCAAGCCGCUGACUGCGUGGGCUACUGGAGGGCUGGCAUCUCCAUACCUGUAGCCAAGCAUAGGUUGGCGGGGGAAGGUUAGAGUUAGGGCUGGUCAACAAUUGUCACAUUCUGAUGAAAAAUUAUGUUGACCUCUUGAAUUUUGAUGGAAAAGAGAAGAAAUUAAUUUUCCAACAUUGUGAAUCCCCCCCCUUUAUUCCCCCCCCCCCCUUCUUUUUGAACAUCUCUAGAGCAUGGCCAACAUCGUCUGGACUUUCAAAACUUCUGUGCAAAUUUUAGAAUUUUGAAAUUUUGAAAACUGGACCUGACAUUUUUAUUUUUAUUUUUUUGCUUCCCCUCCCCUUCCACCCUGUUUUUCAGCUGCCUCUAGUUAGGAUCAUCACUGAAAAGCUAGGUAACAGUUAUCACUCAAACUAAUUUCAUUUGGCUCGUCCCGUAUUUCUGCUUCCAUCUUGGAUCAAUUACUAUCUCUGACUGCUCUUGCGACUCUGUUUUCCAAGUCUGUUUCGAUUUUCCUUUUUUUAAAUUUUUGUAACCUUGUAAAUAGACCGGUGAUAGUUUUAGACUCUGUAAAUAUUUUUUUAAAAUCUAUUUUCCUGUUACUCGUAGAGGAGAAUGCUGUGUUUUAAACACCUGCUGUACUGUAAUGAAGAAGGAGGGAGUCCGGGAGGACUUAUCCGGACUUAGCCACCCUCCCAGCACACUACUUGAUACCCAAAGAGAGAUUCCCCUUCAGCCCCAGACCAUUUAAGAAACUAAAGAGUCAGUGUGGUAGCAGGUAGCAGCAAAUACUUGAGACUACUUAAAUCCAUAUUUAGGCUGGUGUAUCCAAACGCCAAGUGUCCAGCAUAUCCCAAAUCACCCUUGCAUUUUGCAACUGCUGUCAUGUAUUCCCACAUCCCAGCUGGAAUUUCAUGCACCCCCCCUCUCUGCCCCCCAAGUGUUUGCCUUCAGCUCCCUCUUUCUGCCACACGUGAGCAGGCAAGGCGCCUCCCUGGCUUGCCUUUUGCUGCCCCCUGGCACUGGAUCCCAGCAGGGAAGAAACGCAUGGGAAAAGCAGAAGGCAGCAGCAGUGUGCCCAGCUGGCAGGGAUGGAAUAUGAGGAGAUUCAGUACAAGCCACAUGAUCCCCUGGCUGCCUCCCAGACAGCAGCCCUGACACUUCAGCAUCCAGCUCCCCCAGCAUUUUCAGCACCCUUCAGACAGCACCAAGACGCUCUCUCCACACUCAGCAACCCAUCCAUCUCCCUGCAGCUUUCCAAGGUUUGUGCAGCCCCAUGUCCUGCCCCAUCAUUGCUGGGGGCAGGACAGUGUUAGAAGAUAAGAACAUAAGAACGGCCAUACUGGGUCAGACCAAUGGUCCAUCUAGCCCAGUAUCCUGUCUUCCAACAGUGGCCAACGCCAGGUGCCCCAGAGGGAAUGAACAGAACAGGUAAUCAUCAAAUGAUCCAACCCCUGGAUCAUUUACCCCAGCUUCCAGCAAACAGAAUCUAGGGACACCAUCCCUGUCCAUCCUGGCCAAUAGCCAUUGAUGGACCUAUCUUCCAUGAAUUUAUUCUUUUUUUGAACCCUGUUAUAGUCUUGGCUUUCACAACAUCCUUUGGCAAAGAGUUCCACAGGUUGACUGUGCGUUGUGUGAAAAAAUACUUCCUUUUGUUUGUUUUAAACCUGCUGCCUAUUUUUCAUUUGGUGACCCCUAGUUCUUGUGUUAUGAGAAGGAGUAAAUAACAUUUCCUUAUUGACUUUCUCCACACAAGUCAUGAUUUUAUAGACCUCUAUCAUAUUCCCUCUUAGUCGUCUCAUUUCCAAGCUGAAAAGUCCCAGUCUUAUUAAUCUCUCCUUAUAUGGAAGCCGUUCCAUACCCCUAAUCAUUUUUGUUGCCCUUUUCUGAAUCUUUUCCAAUUCCAAUAUAUCUUUUUUGAGUUGAGGCAACCACAUCUGCAUGCAGUAUUCCAGAUGUGGGCGUAUCAUGGAUUUAUAUAGAGGCAAUAUAUUUUCUGUCUUAUUAUCUAUCCCUUUUUUAAUGAUUCCCAAUAUUCUGUUCGCCAGAAGCUGCAGUUUAUGAUGACAUGCAAAGUGGUUGCAAGCAUGCAGAUUAAUUUAUUAAAUCAUUAGAGAGCCAAGGUGGGGGAGGUAAUAUCUUUUAUUGGACCAACUUCUGUUGGUGAGAGAAACACGCUUAUAAGCUACAUAGAGCUCUUCUUCAGACCUGGGAAACUUAGACCUGGUCUACACUGCAGAAUUAUUUGAUAUAACUACAUCAAUCAGGGGUGUGAACGAUCUACACCCCAAAGCGACAUAGUUGUACUGGCCAGACAAUCACUUCGUUCUCGAAUGAACUCUCACAGAAAAAUGAUAAAAGACAAAAACUCUGUCACCAGUGUGUGAACACUUGUCACAAAGUAAUCCCCCCCAUAUCUGACCUGCUGAACACCUUCAAAACAUGAGCCUGGGAGUUUAAAUUCAUAACUUUGCUAGACACUUAAAAUCAUGGUCUUAAUAAAGACACUGGAUUUAUGACUUAUUAUAUUUAUGUAACCCACUAACCCCCUUUUUGUUCUGUGAUUACAAGGGUGUUAGUCACACUUUGCCUUGAAUGGUCCCUUAGAAUAAGGACUUAGUACUUAUGCUGAACUAUCUUUUUGAUCUUGUAUUUAGCUGUGACACUCUGAGCCCUGGUCUACACCACAGAAUUACUUCGGUAUAACUACAUCACUCACACCCCAAGUGGUGUUAUACUGACCUGAGUGCCAAUGUAGGCAGUGCUAUGUUGGCGUCGCGGAUUAACCUGUGCCACUGAGAGAGUUUUCUCCUGUCAGUGUAGAACGUCUUCAUUGAAGCACUACAGCUGUGCCGAUGCAGAGUUUUAAGUGUAGACUUAAAACUGAGUACCUUUCACACUCCAUGUCGCUCGAAAGCUUGUCUCUCUCCCCAGCAGAAGGUUGUCCAAUAAAAGAUAUUACCUCACCCACCUUGUCUUUCUAACAUCCUGGGACCGACACGGCUACAACAACACUGCAUACAUCAUUACAUCUUUGGGAAAACUCCAGCCUACGUGAGUGGCCUAAUUUUUCAGAGGUGCUGUGCUCCUGGCCCAUGACUGGGGCACCAAGUAUUACACCCAUGAUAGUAAUAAAUGAAAUACUGCUGCUUCUCCUUGACACUGAUAGUCUUUAUGGCUGCCCAGUGCCCCUGAGAACCAGGCAGAUUUCAUUUAGAUGCCUUCAUAUGGCUAUAGGGACCAAAUCCUCAGCUGGUGUACAUUAGUGUUGUGUCAUUGACCUGAAGGCAGUGAAAAACUCCAACUGAGAAUUCUAUUCUAGUAAAGAAGUGGGGUUUUUUACCCACAAAAGCUCAUGCCCAAAUAAAUCUGUUAGUCUUUAAGGUGCCACCGGACUCCUCGUUGUUUUUGUGGAUUCAGACUAACACGGCUAUCCCUCUGAUACUAUUCUAUCCGAGUGGUUUUUAUACCACUUUCAUCACCGUAGCAUCUGAGUGCCUUCCAGUAGUGCAUUAAACAUCUGUAUAAUAUCUAACAGUUUAGGCACUGAGGUCUAACAAUUCGGGCCUAAAUAUAUGUUUUUAACCCUCCCAUAAAAAGACCCAGAAAACUGUACUGUACCGCUGACUAAAGAACCAGGCUUCAUUUGGACUAUUGUGUUUUGGGAUGAUCCUAGCUUUUUUGUGGGUCAUGAAAGAGAAGAAAAAUGGGAUUUGGAAUCCCCAAGCAUUUUCAAAUUUGGGUUUUGGCUUGGAGUGUCUGUUUCUGACAGUGGGGCUUGGCGCUUCAGAGUAUAAACACCCCACAGCCCAGUGAAAAAAACAAUCCUCCCACGAAGUCUAUGAAUGGGUUUUGCAUCAUCAGGAUGAGAAACUUGGAACCAGAAUGCAAGUGCCAGCUGAUCCAGAGUUCUGUUCGAAUAUUCAGAGCUACUUGGUCCAGGAAGUUCCUUGUUCUUAAAGAAACAGACACUUGAAGUGACAGGAGAAAACCUUUGUUGUUUUUGGUUUGAAGUUUGAUUUCAUGCAUAUGGUGAGGAACCAUAAAAUCAAUUAACCUGAUUAAGUGACAAACAUUAAACUUAGAUGUUAAAUUAUUUGCAGCCUUUAAUUUUGUGCUAGCACCUUAGGUGCCACGAUGAUGGGAUGCUUUGAAGACAGACACUUAGAUAGACCUAUUAAAUAGAAAGACAGGUGGAAAGACGUGGGAUAUCAAGAAGGAACUGCAUCAGGAGAGGUAUAGCCUACGUAACAGAGGCCUUUGUGCAACCUGAGACUCAACCUCAUGUGUGAACUAGAAGACCAAAAGAUUCAGACUUGUGAUCUUGUUCAGCAAUAAGGAUGAGGUAUUUUUUGGUGGAAGACGAGUGUGUGGUAUUGCAGCUGGAACUGGAAAUGUUACACAUGGAGUGAACCCUCAAUAACCAGAGAAGUAUCAAUGCCAGGAGGAAUGUUACAUUGACAAGGAGCAAGAUCUCGAGGGAUGGCAUUAUCAGGAAGAGCCACAGGACUGUCGCGGUCAUGAGCAGAGAGACUGUUCCAGCAGCUGUUGGUCUUUCACCUGAGGGUGAUGGUGAAAGAUGAAGAAUAACCUCCACCGCUUUAAACAGUUAUUCUGUAAACACACCGCUGAAGGAUGCCUGAUCUGGAGUGGGUUUGUUAUGUGCCUUCGAGAAAGUUUGUGAAUGGUGCAAAUUGAAAGAAGAAACAGGAGUUUUCCACCUGUCACUGCUGUUUCUGGGGAAACACAUAAGGCUGAUGCUAGAAUGAGCUCUUGUGCUACCAUGAGAGCUGUUCUGCUGGUGACGGAAGCAUAGUGCAGAUGCUUCUGCCUGCUCAGUAAAGGGGCUGGUACAAAUUGUAUGCAGGGUUUCCAUGCCAGUGACUUUGAGAAGCUGUCAGAGGCGUCUCCCUAGAAAAACUGAAAUGUAUCUCUUCGUGGACAGUUUGAGGGCAUGUCACAGGGAUCUCAGAGUCUGAAAGCUGAACCCAGUCGGAAAGGCCAAUGGGGUGGUAGAUCGGUACCAUAUCUGCCAAGGGCUCAAUGGCACAGUGAGCCCUUGGAAACGCUGGCCAGUUUGCCUGCUGGUGCUUCCUUUUGGAAUGAUAAAUGCUCCAGUGGCAUUUCAAAGGAUGGGCAACAAAGAGGCACCAGGGCUGAAUGGGAAUACAUUUGUCUGCAGCUAGAGGUGUGAGGUAUGCCCAAACCAUGGACCAACUCUGUCUGCAAGGCCACUACCGAGAGCAGCAGACCUGUUGCUGGGGUGCUAAAGUGGGCAGGGUGGAGGUGCUAAAGUGGCGAGCCUGCUAGAGUGGGGUGUACCAAAGACUGGCCCACUAUGAAGAAGGCUUUUUGGGAGCAGGGGGGUUACUGCUGCAGUACCAUUGGGAGCACUUGACACAGACCAGCAUGCGCUGAACCGCAUCCAGCCGAAGGAGACAGAAAGCUGUACUGAGAGUAUUACUGGAAACGUAAUGGGGGUGUUUUCUGAAAUGAUUCCCUGAGUCUGCUCUCGCUGAAAUUAAUGGGAAGACUAGGCAGCUCGGUCAACGCCCCUUGCCUUUGAAAAUCCCAGCCUCUAAGGCCAUGCCCUAAAGGGUCAACCCACCCCUCAUCUUGGGUACUGCAGCCAACUGUCUUCUACUCACAGGAGAAAGGAUAUGGCACAAAUAGAGAUGUGAUGCAGAAGAGCAAAGAAAAAUAUCAGGAUCUUGGAUAGAUUUAUAAAGGUCAGGACUUAGUGUAGAGGGGAAGUGGCAUGAUGGAGGAAAUGAACGGUGCAGUGGGUGCUCCCCUUCAUGCCAUUCCCAUAACACAGCCACUAUAGGGAGCACACGGUGGAAUUGAAAAAGCCACCUAUUUAAAGAUGGUAAAAGAAAAAAAGUAGUUGCGCCCAGUGCGUAAUUAACCUGUGGAACUCAUUCCCACUAGAUACUACUCAGCCCAUUGCCACAGUACUAAGUGUUUCAUGAAUGGGCUACAUUUUCCAAAGUGGCUUAAGACGCCUUUGAAAGUGGCCUGGUUUUCAGAAAGGUGCUGAGCCCCCACUCUCUGAAAAGCAGUCCCCGGAAAGGGUCUCAAGUCAUGCUUCCAAAAAUGGAGGCAUCGAAAAUCAAUAGUCACUUCAGAAAAGUCAGGCCUGCUGCAGGUAACGAGCUCUGCCAUUCCACGACCAAAGCGAAAAAUGUGGGCAUGUUAUAAUGCUCCUGCUACUGGGAAAUGAGCCAGUCACUGGCUGAUGGAGGUAAGGAACAAAAUUCCCCCUGGGGCAGGGAAUUGUAUAAAUGCACCUUCAUCUAAAGCAGCUGACGCUGGCCACUGUGAGAGACUGGAUACAGGGCUAUGUGGCGCCUAAUCCAGUGUGGCAGUUCCUCCUUUCCUAGGGCAUGAGCAGGUUUUAACUCACUAAAGUGAAUGGCAGAGAUUGUGACACCUCUGUAGGCAGCAUUACUGAAAUACUGUGUCCAGACCAAAAAAACCCUAUUCCCUAGUUAAACCUUUUCAGCAGAGCUAGUGUCAGGGUCCUUGUAGCAUUGCUAUUCCAAGAUAAUACAAUGACUUGGCACACCGAUGAGUUGCUGUGAAAAUGGGGCUGAAUGAUACUAAACAUAGGGUUGCCAACUCUUACAAUUUUAGCAUGAGUCUCGUGACAUUUAAUGUUUUCCUUUAAGCCCCAGCUCCUGGAAGCAUGUGAUUAGGGGGUGAAUCUGAGCUUUCAUUUAAAACAGUUUCUAGCCUUUGUGGUUGAAGAGAAAAACUUGAAAAUUGGACCCCAAUAUGAACCGAAAGCAAAAUAAAAAUCCCUAACUUGAUUUUUUUUUUUUAAAGAACCUCUUGAUUUUUUUUAAAUCAGUCUGAUGAUUUUUGGAGCUUGACUCUUGAUUUUUUGACAUCUUGGGAUUGGUAGCGUGGUAAAUGUGUCCUGAGGCCAUAGGAAGUCUAAGCCAGUGGGGCUAUGGAAACGAAAAGGGAGGGAUGAAAAUGGAUAGGUGGGUGACAAAGAUUUCUGGCCACAUGCACUGCCAAAGAAAUGCACUAUGCCCGUUCUCUUGUGGGGAACAAAGAGGCAGCUGAAGUGCAGUUUUAACUUGGGGAAGUGACUGCAAAAUUGUAUCGGGUUUAUCGUCUCUCAGUGACUCCUCAGGGGAGAAGUCGAAAGAUCCUGCUUUUAAAUGCCAGCUCUGUAAACUCAGCUUGGGAGCUGAGUGUGGAACUGGGCUCUUUUUGUAUUGUCAACACUGACACGGAGUCUGCAACUGGACUCAGCUCUGGAGAGGAUACACAAACCAGAUGAGAAGCAUGGGAGAGGGGUGGGCUUGUCUGGUCUGGAGGGGAAUGAGCACAGGGCUGGGCCUGGGGAAGCCCUGAGUUCCAAUCCUCACUCUGCCGGAGAUCUCUAUCUGGGGUGGGGUUAGUCAUUGUUGCCUUCUUGUGCCUCAGUUUUCCCACCUGUAACCUGGGUGUGGAUAACAAUGCUACCCACUCACCUUGCAUUGGCGCUGUGAGGUGAAUUGCAUAACUCUGCCCUGCAUUUUGAGCCUGUAAAUUGCCAUAUCCCUUCUGGGUCAUGUUAUCAGGAGUAUAAAGUAGGCAAAACUUGCUCCAGUAAAGACAUACAUGGGGAAUAGGAUGAUGCAGUAAGAAGAGGCCUGUUUAAACUCUGUCUAACCCUUUUCUCAUUGUAGCAUCUCACACACCCCUGUGAAGUAGGCAAACGCUAACAUGCCCAUGUUACAGAUGGGGAACAGGGGCACAGAGACGCUAUGGGGAAGACCACACUACAUACAUCACUCUAGUAUCCCAGCUGAGAGCCCACCUCCCCAUGGGGAGACAGCUGUUUUCCCAGUAUAGUUAAACCACUUCCCCGAACGACAUAAGCUAUGCCAGCAAAAGGGCUUGUUGGCCAGGGUAAGCUGUGGCUACAUGGGGGUUUUGCUGGCACAGCUCUGGGGACAUGAUUUUGUCUCACUCCCAACUGACAAACCUUUGCUGGAAAAACUGGUAGCAGAAAAUUGGUAGCAUAGACCUGGCCUAAGUGAUUUUCCCAAGGUCAUGCAGAAAGGCGGUGGCAGAGAAGGGACCUGAACCAAGAGCUGGGGAGUCUCAAGCCAGUGAUCUAACCACUGGGCCAUCCUUGCUCCCUGAAAAGCUGCUCUUGAGAGCAAUAUUGCACUUAGUGGUUCAUCUGGGCAGCAUCUUUGCUGAAGGACUGGCCCAGCGGAGGGUUUGUCUGUGGGGGAGGGGAAAUGGCCAGCAUAGCUGUAGUGCAAUAACUAUUGUACGAUAGCUUUUCUAGAAUAACAUUCCAAUGUGGACACACUAUUGGGAAAUAAAAAGUGAUUUUACUCUGGAGUUAGCAUUCCAUGUAAUUAUUCCAAAAUAAAAACAUCUUUAUUUCGGACAAGAGUGUCCACCUGGGGGAGUUAGGAUGGAAUAGCUAAACUAGACCAGAGUGGAAUAGCCAUGCCAGGAAAUCUCUCCCAUGUUGACAUGGUCUCAGUAUUCGCCCUAAAUGCUCUCACGUGUCCCUCCUGGACAGCAGAGGCUGGACGGGCUUGCUUAUGUGCCUGGGUGAGGGAUGAUGGGAACAACCUAUCUCCAGGACUAGGAUCCUAAAUGCGGAGCUGGUUGAUGGUUAUAGAAGCAAAUGAGUUUCAUUUUGAUAGUCCUGUAUUUUACUUAUGCGUCGCCCCUUGGAGUGUUUUUAUGAGUGGUGUUGUUUGUUUUCUGAGCCUGUUUCCAUUUUGCUAUGCUUUUGUAUCCUCUGUAAAUAGCCCAAGCAGUAGCAUUAGAGCCUGUAAAUAAAUAAACUUGACCUUUUUAUCUGUUUGUCCCCAA